Molecule: messenger RNA, 2914 nt
Organism: Carassius auratus (goldfish)
Lineage: Eukaryota; Metazoa; Chordata; Actinopteri; Cypriniformes; Cyprinidae
Product: heparan sulfate 2-O-sulfotransferase 1-like
Exons: 7
Coding region: 255-1319 (354 amino acids)
Cellular component (GO): membrane
Molecular function (GO): heparan sulfate 2-sulfotransferase activity
Source: RefSeq, a predicted model, not a curated record
GACACAACGUGCCUACACUUCCUAGCAUUGAACAACAACUGAACAUCCACUCCAGCUGCUUCUCAAGUGAGGGAUAGUCUGAGCUGAUCGGAUUCAAUAAGCAUACAGCAUUUUGUGCUGAACUGGUUUUGUAGUUGUUUGUGUUUAUAUUGGACUCUGGGAAUCAUGAAAUAGCAGCCCUGCUCGUUUCAUCCAUAAACUGAGUGUCAUAAAGUUAUCUAUCACGGCAUGUCCUCUCUGUGCUGGAUUUUUUGAUGGGGUUUUUAAGGUUAAAGAUGCCGCCGAAGUUUCAGCUCCUGGCUCUGUUGGCCUUCGCCAUUGCGAUGAUCUUUUUGGAAAACCAAAUUCAGAAGCUCGAGGAGUCGCGGGGGAAGCUGGAACGAGUCAUUGCCAGACACGAGGUACGAGAGAUUGAGCAACGGCACAUUCAAGAGGGGGCGAAGGUGGCCCUGGUCGAGGAAGAUGAUCUGGUGGUCAUCUACAACCGAGUGCCCAAAACAGCCAGUACCUCCUUCACCAACAUCGCCUACGACCUGUGCAACAAGAACCACUACCAUGUGCUGCACAUCAAUACCAGCAAAAACAAUCCCGUCAUGUCUCUUCAGGAUCAGGUACGGUUUGUAAAGAAUGUGACGUUAUGGAAGGAGAUGAAGCCUGCGUUCUACCAUGGACAUGUUUCCUUUCUGGACUUCACCAAAUUUGGAGUGAAGAAAAAGCCUAUUUACAUAAAUGUUAUCCGGGACCCUAUUGAGCGUUUGGUGUCUUACUACUAUUUCCUGCGCUUUGGUGAUGACUACAGACCAGGCCUGCGACGCAGAAAGCAAGGGGACAAAAAGACGUUUGAUGAUUGUGUAGCUGCUGGAGGAUCUGACUGUGCUCCAGAGAAACUGUGGCUUCAGAUUCCCUUCUUCUGUGGUCAUUACUUUGAGUGCUGGAACAUUGGCAGCAAAUGGGCUUUGGAGCAAGCCAAAUACAACCUGGUGAAUGAAUACAUGUUAGUCGGAGUGACGGAGGAGCUGGAAGACUUUGUUAUGAUGUUGGAGGCAGCCCUCCCUCGCUUUUUUAAGGGAGCCACAGAGCUCUUUCGGACAGGGAAGAAGUCGCACCUAAGGAAAACGAGUGAGAAGAAGCCGCCCACAAAAGAGUCUAUAGCCAGACUGCAGCAGUCAGACAUCUGGAAAAUGGAGAAUGAGUUUUAUGAGUUUGCACUUGAGCAGUUCCAGUACGUCCGGGCUCACGCGGUGAGAGAAAAAGAUGGAGAACUGUACCUACUGGCACAGAACUUUUUCUAUGAGAAAAUCUACCCAAAGACUAGCUGAGACUCAUAACGCUGUACGCUGUGGUCAGAAACACUGGAGGCAGGAUUCAAUACGUUCUGCCUGACCGCUCUCCAUCUGGAAGAGUGCAUUUAGAGCAACUGAAACUAGUCCGUGCCACAGGGAAGAGUCUUGGGGCCAAAUACCUGUCAAGAGCUUUAUCCCCCCAAUACAUAUCGUCUCAAAGAAGGCUUAAAAGCUCUCUAAUGCGCUUUGCAAGUGACUGAGGUCUUGUUCGUGUCAUUUUAUCAAGACAACCAUCACCUUUCUGCCAUAGGGAUUUCAUACAGGUGCUGCCACAUUUCAGAAUGUUUUGUUAUUGUAUUAAUUUAAUGCUUUAAGGUUUUUUUGUUUGUUUUUUUUUGACUGAUUAAUGCUGUUUUGGGAGUUUUAACAUCUUAUUUUAAAGUACCGAUGACUACUAAACAUUCUUGAAGCUCUUUAUCAAGCUGAAAGAAUUUGUAAUUUAAUAAUAAAUGAAAUGAGGAAUGCUUUAUUUCUUUGACUUUUUAAAAUGUUGAACUCAUAUGUCUUGUCCUUGAAAUACCAGCAUUUAUUUGUUGGUGAAAAAAUUAUCCACAUUUGCCGCUUGCUAUUUUUAAAACCGAACCCAGUCCUGCUUUUUUUUUUUCAGCAAUUGCAGGUAAUAUAUUUUUAGCUACAAUUAUAUGUAAAACUGGUCAUAAAAGUUACAGUUGGACCAAAAAAUGUAAUGUAUGGGAGGAUAAAGAAUUGAAGUUAAACUGCUUAUCUGCACGUGGAUCGUUGUACUGUUAGUGGUUCUUGGUAAACGGCAAUUAUUUUGUUUUAAUUUGCUUUUAUAUAAUUUCUGACUGUAUUAUUUUGAUUGUUUGAUAAAACACUUUUUUUCAAGGACUUCUCAUAGCAACAUAACAUUAGUCUGCUGCUUUGAUUCCGAGAUCAUGGACUGUAAAUGUGUUCAUUGAAAGAAAGACUCUGACUUCAUCGAGACUGUGCCUUUUUCCCUGAAACACAGAGCUGUUAUUAUAGCCAGUGUAAAUAUGACUUGACGUCUCGGCAUAUAAAUUGAUAAGGAAUUGUUUUACAAUUUGAAAUGGGUACAGUUGCAUUGAUUGUCAUUAUUAAUAUCAGUGUGCAAAUGGGCAACCAUCAUAUGAAAUUGUUUGCCUUGUUGAUGGUACUACAAGAGUGGAACUAAUGAAUUUUGAAAAUGGAAAUCUGCGUCCUGAGUACAAUUCCAGUGUUUAUGUACAUCUUUUCUAAACACACAUUUGUGCAUGAAAUGGGUGCUGGAUUGCAGUUGCCCCUAAAGUCUUCAAGACACAAUAAGUAGAACAGUAGAAUAUGUACAAAAUAUUAUAGACGUUCUCGUAGAUAUUUUUUGAGUAUCAAAACCAAUAUGUACUGUAUAAGAAACACUAGAGUAACCUGUACAUAUACGUUGUAUUGGUUUUAUAUCUCUAUUUCGCAGUACCAUCAUGUGAGCCUGUAUUUGUUUUUGUUUUGUUUUUUAAUUAAUGAAACUCCAGGAGCUUUGCUUUUUUUUCUGCUGUCAUGGAUUUAAAAACCGAUUUUUGGAUAUGUCAGCCACAUUAAAAAUAGUUUGAUUUCUUUUU